Messenger RNA from Exophiala spinifera, 1512 nucleotides. RefSeq lists its product as uncharacterized. Lineage: Eukaryota; Fungi; Ascomycota; Eurotiomycetes; Chaetothyriales; Herpotrichiellaceae. The record is from RefSeq and is a predicted model, not a curated record. The coding region runs from base 1 to 1512 and encodes 503 amino acids. The transcript has 3 exons.
AUGGCAUUAAACCUCAAGACUUUACACAGGAGCCUACAAUUGCAAGAAAAACAGGCUGCGAACCAACAACGCAUCGCAGGAGAAGAACCGAAAAAGCUAACGAAGAGAUCAACUGUGAAACAAUAUCGUGACGAGAAGAGCAAAGACUCUGCUGCCUCACUAGCGGAUCUUGAAACACGGAAGAGUAUUAAAAGACAGCGUGGUGUCAGUACUGAAGACGUAAAAAUCCACGAUACGAGACAUUUGGAACGCAGGCGAACCCAAUACACCGAAGCAAGGACUAUAGUUGAUAAGGUGGACUUUGUUGAGAGUUGGUUGAAUGAGUCUUGCUGGCCUCGGAGAACCUCGACAGGAAACGAACUUCUACUUUCGAAAGGACUGACCAAUAUGCCUCCCAAACCUACACCAGCCAAUAUAUCACGCAAAACUGCACGGAUUCUCGCGUCCCCAGAGAAUGGCUCUGAAAGCACUAUGAACUCAUCCACAAAAUCCGAAAAGUCCACUGCAAGUGUAAAUGACACGAACUAUCACGAGCCAUUGAGCUAUCGUAAUAUCUUCAUCGAGCACGAAAAUCCUCCUCCAGAGUUAAUGCGAAGGGCUCAAAAAAUAAUAUCAGGCUCACGGGCCUCGCUCGGGGUGAAUGAUGCAGCCAUCAACAAGUUGAAAGACAAGGCACUCGCGCUUCUACAUGCGCCUGAGAAUGACAUUAUUCAUCAGUUAGCCCAUGACAUUAUUCCAGCUAUGAAGGACCUCCCCGAUCCACGAUUAGAAAGGAAUUACGACCAACUGUGGUCUAAUUCCGUCCCUGAUCCACUCCCCUUACCUAUACCGAAGCCUGACCUUGUUUUCGGCUACUCUAAAGCAGCUUUCACCAACAGCCAGAUCGAAAUGAUUGGUCGUCAACAAGACGACCAGUUCGGCCAAAGCUAUGCCAUUCCAGACCAAAGAAUUCGAUUUCCGUUCCUACAGGUUGAAUUCAAGUCGCAGGCUAAAAGGGGAACUCAUUACGUUGCAAGAAAUCAGGCUGCUGGUGCCGGAGCCAUCGCGUUGAACGGCCUUCUCGAACUGAUACGGCGUGGCUCCUUAUUGGAUGCAUUCGAUUAUGAAGAACCACUAUAUUUCUCGAUCACGAUGGACCAGGAGCUAGCUCGAAUAUAUGUACACUGGCUGAAGGCGCCGGCUGAAGGACAGUCACACGGUUUUCGUGUCAAACGACUUUCACAGUAUGAUUUAUGGGUUGCAAACGAUAUCCGAGCACUUUCCCGCGCAAUUAAAAACAUUCUUGACAACGGUGCUGGCACCAGGCUCCAAACAAUUUGUAGGGCACUGGAUGUGUACCACGAGAUGGUUGUUCACGACAGGAAUGCAAUAAAUGAGCAUGGGGAACGGCACCCUGAACCGCAUACGAAACAGCUUCAAGAGGGAGCAGUGGCCUCUUGCGAAUUUAGAACCAGCCAAUCACCUCUUGAACCGGUUCAGCCUGUAUCUACUGGAAAUUGUGUGGUUUCUUGA